AUGGACAGUAACCCGGCAGUUAACGCUCGUUUGCAAAAAUUAAUAGACGACCCUUGGCGUGAAGAAAAUUUGUCGUUUGACGAAAUAGUCGUUCCUAUUAAAGAAUUACCCGAUCCUGAAGCCGACGCUACCGAGGCGCAUUUGACACUCACUCAACAAGACACCAAGUGGACCGAUUUAGCUCUUUCGAAAAUACUCAUCGAUAAUCCAUUACCGCCACCACCACGUUGCUAA
Molecule: messenger RNA, 234 nt
Organism: Cinara cedri
Lineage: Eukaryota; Metazoa; Arthropoda; Insecta; Hemiptera; Aphididae
Source: the annotation of a GenBank genome assembly